Messenger RNA from Quercus lobata, 399 nucleotides. Its product is annotated as early nodulin-like protein 1. Gene Ontology annotation, molecular function: electron transfer activity. Bases 1 to 399 code for a protein of 132 amino acids. NCBI's taxonomy places the organism in Eukaryota, Viridiplantae, Streptophyta, Magnoliopsida, Fagales, Fagaceae. The transcript is spliced from 3 exons. Gene Ontology annotation, cellular component: plasma membrane. The record is from RefSeq and is a predicted model, not a curated record.
AUGGCUUCCAUGAGAACUACUAUAAUCCCAUUUAUUACCCUGUUACCUUUGCUUUUUAUGUCCUCCGUAGCAAGUGGUGAGAUCUCUAUUGGAGGCAACAAAACUUCAUGGGGGGCUCCAUCACCUUCAUUGUCCUUCAAUGAGUGGACAAAAUCAAUCCGAUUCAAAGUUGGCGAUCUUCUCGGUAAUUAUCCAUCUCAAUUCCCAAUAACUUUAUUUCAUAUAUAUAACUCUCCAUAUGUGUUUCGGUAUGACCCUAACGUUGACUCAGUAUUGCAUGCGACAAAGGAAGAUUACGAGACUUGUAAUAACGUGAACCCAAUUAAAAAAUAUGAUGGGGGCCUAACCAAGAUUGAGUUGGACACUGCAAGAACAUUCUAUUUUCAUAGGUGUUUCUAA